This is a messenger RNA of Eimeria mitis, 1047 nucleotides long. RefSeq names its product UDP-glucose 4-epimerase, putative. The record is from RefSeq and is a predicted model, not a curated record. Gene Ontology annotation, molecular function: UDP-glucose 4-epimerase activity. NCBI's taxonomy places the organism in Eukaryota, Apicomplexa, Conoidasida, Eucoccidiorida, Eimeriidae. Gene Ontology annotation, cellular component: cytosol. Gene Ontology annotation, biological process: beta-D-galactose catabolic process via UDP-galactose, Leloir pathway.
AUGGCGCCUUCUGCUCGUCUUCGCGUUCUCUGCACUGGAGGUCUUGGGUAUAUCGGCAGCCACACAGUGGUGCAGCUCAUCGAGGCGGGCUAUGAUGUGCUCGUAGCGGACAACCUCUCCAACGCUUCUCCUCUCGUCGAAGAUCGAAUUCGAAAAAUCACCAACGCCACAGAUGAACAGCUGCGCUUGGACUUGAAAGACAAGCAACAAACUAUGCAGCUGUUCAAGGAGGAACGCGUAGAUGCGGUGAUUCAUUACGCUGCCCUUAAAGCUGUUGGUGAAUCGGUGCAGAAGCCUCUUAGCUACUACGAGAACAAUGUCGGCGGCACAUGCAAUCUUUUGGAGGCAAUGCAGGCAAUGGCAGCCAGCGGCGUCAAGUGUUUCGUCUUCUCUUCCUCUGCCACUGUAUACGCCCCUAAGCCGGAAUCCAAGAUAAACGAAACCGACCCUCUGGGGCCCUCCAACCCAUACGGUCACACUAAAGUGAUGAUUGAGCAGAUCCUCAAGGCAAGCGGACCCUUCACCAAUACCGCUAUACCCCUCAUAUACUUCUUUAAAGUGCAGCCUGAAACUCUGAUGCCCUUGGCAACGAAUAUUGGCGAGUCCCCCGAUCAGCCCAAUAACCUGCUGCCCGUAAUUCAGCACGUCGCUGUGGGCAGAAGGAAGUGCCUGCAGGUCUACGGAAACGACUGGGAAACGCCAGACGGAACGGGCGUUCGCGACUAUUUGCAUGUUGAUGAUUUGGCCUCUGGCCACCUCGCUGCGCUCAAGAAGCUGCUACAGGCUCCAGGAGGAACCCUGCUGAUACACAACUUGGGAACCGGCCGUGGGUAUUCUGUCUUGGAGUUGAAGAAAGUCUUUGAGGAGGCGUCUGGCAAAUCUAUUCCCCACGAAGUGGUUGGCCGACGGCCAGGCGACUUGGCGUGCGUUGUGGCGGAUCCGACUUUGGCGGAAAAGGACUUCAAUUGGAAGGCAACGCGCACUAUCGAGGAGGCCUGCCGGUCCGCAUGGAAGUGGCAGUCUAGCAACCCUCAGGGCUACGCUUGA